AGUGAUUUUUGGCGCCAAUCGGUCCAAAACAUUAAAAUAUAAAUAUAUCACUAUUGAAAUGGCUGGAAACUCAGGGGAACAAGAAAUAUCUGUGGCAUUCAGUGAGUUAGAGAGCAUAGACCAAGAAGACAUUGUUAUCCUUAUCGAUGUUGCUUCGGCGUUAAAGCUCUGCAGCGAAUGCAUAAGGAAUAAAAGUGUCAAGACUGGGGGCGUGCUGGCAUUGUGGCUUAAAAAAGUACUCGGGGCAUAUAUUAAUGAGGCGGUAUGCUGUGUCCCUGCAUUUAAGCAAAUGUGUGAUUGGUUUCAAACGAUGAUGUCAUCAAGAUCAGUGGACGGCUGCGAUCUGAUCACUGUACUUGCGGAGGCCCUGCAUUUUAUGACAACGUCCAAGGAAAAAUUGCAGAAGGCAGGCGGACGUCAGGUACACGCAGCCGCCUUCUUCCUAUUUUCCAUCGUGCACGGCUACCUGUGUGAAAGUGAAAAUAACACUAACCGCAAUGUACUGAAGGAACAUAUUCCAGAUGCCAUCGGCCUACACUCGGCUGUGCUUUCUCUGCUCACAGAAACCACCGCCAGUGCAAAGAAAGUGAAUCCUCGUAUAACACCGCUGAUCAAACAGAUGAGCGAAAUAGCUGGAUUCUUGGGCACUAAGAUAAUCCAUCUGCAGGCAUUUAUAAAAACAAGUAAAACUAUGAGCUAUAUUUGCCUGCACUACAUGCAGUAUGUCGAUCGUGGCCAAUGGGAGGUUGGCACCAUGCCUGAUUGGCUGAAGGAAACCAUCCUGCAUCUGUGCGACACGGCUCUCAACCAAAUGGAGACAAUCCAAAAGGAAGAAACACUGACUGUGCCUCUGGGAAAGGUGGAAGAGUAUCUGAAAGUAACGCAUACAUAUCUAUUAAUGCUGUUCGAACUCUUUAAGACUGAGUUGAAACACAUUGACGUUUCUGUUUCGGAAACCCUCAUAGAUCUGCUUAUGUGUGGCGCAACGACACAAGAUCUGGGCACGGAUAUUCCAUUACUCGUAUCUAAAUAUAUACGACCGUGCUUACUGAAACUCAAUGAGUUGGCUUAUCCAUUGCAGGACUUCCAAGAGCGGCUUGUUGCUUCACUCGUCGACCCGGUGGAAGCAGAACAUGACUUUUUUGAUCUGUGCUUGGAUUUUGUAGCUGUUGUCAAUUUGGACAAUGCUGUCGUGACGCCCUAUACGUGUCAAACAUUGCAGAAGAUUUUUGAAUACAUAUUUAGAGCAGAUGCCGCACACUUUGUAAAUGUUGACCACUACGAACGAGUAAUUGAAGCCUUUGCCAGCCUAAUGUGCUUGGCGGAGAGCGAGGAAUUAAACAACUACUUUUGCACUGGUGUAUUCCAAGAGGAUCCCGUCACAUCCAAAGCCUGCGCAGAUAUACUAAUGUUAUCCUUUCGGUUGGUUGAGAUAAAUCCGGGCUGGAACAGAAACACACUAAUCCAGGCCACUGAUUACUGGAACAAGUGCAACAAUGCGUAUGCAAUGUUCUCUCACAACCCGAGUCAGACGCAUGUGCAGCGCUUCCUGAAGUAUUUCCAUGGCUUGGGCAAGCGUGAGCUACCUCCAUUCAGUGCUCAGAAUUUCCGGUAUCUCGAUGCUGUUGCACCUGUAGACAGUAGAUAUGGGGACAUUCUGUUGGAGCGAUUGGGGAGUGACCCACCAAAUAAAAUAGAGCUGUACUAUGCACAGGUCGGACUCAUGGAGCUCUUGGCACAGCAAACGAAGACAGACUGUUCCAAGUGGCUUCAGCAGACAUUUAACUUCGUGCAGAAGCUACUUGGUGAUGAAAAGUACGACGCAUUCACCAGCGUUUACUUCAAACUGCUGAGCAAAGCCAGCCCAUCCGUGCAGCUGCAGUUAUUACGGGGACUAGCUCCUGUUGUCGGCCACUGCAACUGGCAUGUCCAGAAGUUUCUGCAUGCCUGCAAGAUCAGCGAUGAUGCACAGCUGAGGGCAUUCAGUGUUCGCCACGCCAUAGCUAAAGAGUGGCAGCCUCUGCUGGAAACAGUGCUGCAGAAACCAUCGCCAGGGACCAAAGCAGCGGUCACAAACUGUAAAGUGUUGGCGAAAUUAAGCUAUAAGCGUGAGACGGGGCACCACUGUAAAGCGCAGAGUCUGAAGCGUAAGCGAAGCGAGAGAACACCCAAGGAAAUCAUAAGCGAACUCCACGACACUUCGCUGCUGCUGGGCCAGAGUACAGCCGGCUUGGAUGCUGCGGAUAGGGAGCAGGUGAAGAGAGUCGUCGACAACUUGUGUAGCAUUCUGAGAGCCGUAGAUCGUUGAUAAGCUUUAAUAAAUAGUCCUCGAACAU
Drosophila subobscura is the source of this 2336-nucleotide messenger RNA. RefSeq lists its product as uncharacterized. Lineage: Eukaryota; Metazoa; Arthropoda; Insecta; Diptera; Drosophilidae. The transcript is spliced from 10 exons. Bases 59 to 2308 code for a protein of 749 amino acids. The record is from RefSeq and is a predicted model, not a curated record.